Messenger RNA from Branchiostoma belcheri (Belcher's lancelet), 1047 nucleotides. RefSeq lists its product as uncharacterized. Bases 103 to 987 code for a protein of 294 amino acids. The record is from RefSeq and is a predicted model, not a curated record. The transcript has 7 exons. Lineage: Eukaryota; Metazoa; Chordata; Leptocardii; Amphioxiformes; Branchiostomatidae.
CCAAAAAUUUCAGAAGCCUCUGCGCUUACAGAAGCAGCCACCUCCAGCCUGCCAUUUGGAUGGGAUGAUCCCCUUGAUGAGAAGGAACUAGGGCGGGUCAUAAUGAAGGUCUUCAACAAGGGUGGCAAGCGAACACAUGGGACCAGGUGCAAGAAACCAAAGUCCAUACCUGUCGUGACUGCAAACUUCCAAUGCUGCGAUACGAAAGCUAUGACCUCAAGGCUUACAUCACUGCCAUUCAUUCCCUCAAACCACCCCCAUGAUGCACUCACGGAAACAACCCUGGCACUUGCCCUGGAGGAGGCAAGAGCGGAGGCACCCAAGGCCAUCAGCAGCCUCAUCGCCCUGGGUGAGGAGUUCCUCCGCAAUGAUGAUGAGCUUAGCAUCAUUGAAAAAAGGCUUGAGACAAUCUUCCCACCAGUGGCACUGAGGACAACGCAAGUCUAUGCCCUCCCACUGUGGUUCACCCAAAAGUGUUUGUCCAUGGCGAACCUUGAAGAGGAGAUGGAUCAUGUAUGGGAAUACUUUGCCACCACCGUCACACAGCUGGUGACUCAGAUCCACUGUCUCGGAGCAACGGCCCCUGCAGCGGAACUUCAAUCAAGCAAGGCAGAGGUCAUUGACUCAAUCGAGAGAGCUGUUCAAAAAAUGAACCUCAAACAGAUCAACAUGUCCAUCAAAAUUGGGAGCAUUAAAAUCCAGAGACAGCCAACGAAGGUGGUGGCCAUCAACCCAGAUAAGCUCUUGGCAUUGACCGGCGACCGGCGAUUCCACAGAGAUGAGCUGAAGAGGACCGUAAGCACCAUGACCAGGCCCAUGAACUUCCUCAGCGAGAAAAGACUCACAACCAUUCUUCAAAAAAAGGGAUGGCAAAGAUUUGAUUGGCAUUGCAGAACAGAAGCAUGCUGUCAUCAUUCCUGCGACCGAUGCACCAAGCCUUGUGCAAGCACUGAAAGAGCGCAUGGAACUAUUGCGAGAGGACAUUGAGGGAGGGAACGCAGACGCGUCUACCCAGAAGAACGGCGACACGUCUACGCAGGGGAACGC